AUGCCACAACGCGUAUUGUCAAGCAAAUUUUUAAAUCGAUUUAAAUCUAAAUUCGUAGAAAAUGGUUAUCAACUGUUAGAUACAAGUGAACAUGAAGAUUUUAUUUUUUCAUUAUCUUCUUCUGACGACUCUCGAAGAACACCCUGUUAUAGUGAUAUAUCAUCAUCAUCAUCAUCAUCAGAACAAUGUGAAAAUACAAAUGACCUUAAUAAUAUGUCAGAAAACGAAGAACAGAUUUAUUGUAGUCAGGCAAAACGAAUUACAUCUCAAAAUUCUCAAAAAAACUUUGAAAUUUUUUAUGAAAUUCACAAUGGUUUUACAUUAGACCAAGUAUCAAUUAUUGAAAAUGCUUUACAAAUUGUUGCUGAUAGAUUAUUUAAACCAGAAAUUUUACAAAAUAUGUAUCAAAUUUGUGGUAAAUCUAACUGUUUCUUAACACGAGAAGUAUUAUCACAGUCAAAUUUAAUAGAAAAUUCAAUUUAUUUCAAUCAAUAUUUAUUAUUACAUUAUCAAUUAAUGUGUCUUAAAGUCCAAUGUGAAAACGGUGAAAUGCCCAUCAUAAAUAUUUAUCCAAUUCAUGGAAAAAAUCAAAAAGAAAAUAACGAUUCUUUUCCAUGUGUAGCUUGUAUUUCUCAUGGAUCAUCAUUUAUAAUUGAUGGUGAAUUCGAAGUUGAAUUAAAUCAAGAUAAACUUAAUGGAUCAGUUAAAAACAGUUCCAAUGCUUUAUUUUGGGCUGGAGAAAUUGUUUAUGAAAUACUUCGGAAUUUAGGUCAUCGAUCCAAUGAUAUUUCUUACAGAAAUCGAUCACAAAUUAAUAUUUUUAAACAAUGUUUUCUACAUAAUGGAAAUUAUAUUCCUAUUAAAAAACAAAAAUAA
Molecule: messenger RNA, 876 nt
Organism: Rotaria sordida
Lineage: Eukaryota; Metazoa; Rotifera; Eurotatoria; Philodinida; Philodinidae
Source: the annotation of a GenBank genome assembly